This is a messenger RNA of Medicago truncatula (barrel medic), 1976 nucleotides long. Its product is annotated as pentatricopeptide repeat-containing protein At1g62670, mitochondrial. Gene Ontology annotation, molecular function: protein binding. Bases 109 to 1809 code for a protein of 566 amino acids. The record is from RefSeq and is a predicted model, not a curated record. The transcript is spliced from 2 exons. Lineage: Eukaryota; Viridiplantae; Streptophyta; Magnoliopsida; Fabales; Fabaceae.
GUAUUUUAGCAAAAAAAAAAAAAAAAUCUUAAAUCUUUGGUUAAAAAUAGAUUUUAAAUCUUAAAAGAAAAUUCUACCUUGUUUUCAUGCUCAGGUUUCCUUCUUUUCAUGUUUCGGUUUCAGCUCAGAUCUCAUUCACACUCCUCUCCAUCCGUCGCUCAAAUGUCUUCCUUGUUUUCAUGUUUCAGGUUUCCUUCUUCUCCUAAUCCCAUUUUUCCUUUUUCCUUAUUAAGAACACUUUAUUACUCUCACUCUAGAUUUAAUUCUAAUUCAAAUUCCAAUCAUGUUGAUGAUUUUGUUUCCUCAUUCCAUCGAAUGCUUGGUCUGAAUCCUACCCCAUCCAUUGUAGAAUUUUCCAAAAUAUUAGGUUCCCUUGUUAAGCUGAAGCAUUACCCCACUGUUAUUUCUCUUUCUUACCAAUUGGAAUUCAACGGAAUUAAGCCAAAUAUUGUUUCCUUGAGUAUCUUGAUCAAUUGUUACUGUCACCUUGGUCAAAUGAGAUAUGCCUUUUCUAUUUUGGCGAAAAUUUUCAAGAUGGGUUAUCACCCCAAUACCAUUACCUUCAACACUCUUAUGAAAGGUUUGUGUCUUAAUGGUAAAGUCAAUGAAGCUAUUCACUUUCAUGAUCAUGUGCUUGCACUUGGAUUUCACUUAGAUCAAGUUACUUAUGGUACUUUGAUCAAUGGCUUGUGUAAAAUGGGAAAAACAAAAGAAGCCUUACAAGUGUUAAGACGAAUUGAAGCGAAAUUGGUCAACACCAAUGUGGUAAUGUAUAACACAGUCAUUGAUAGUUUGUGCAAAGAUAAACUUGUAAGUGAUGCAUAUGAGUUAUACUCUGAAAUGAUUACAAAGAAAAUUUCUCCUACUGUUGUCACUUUUAGUGCUCUAAUUUAUGGGUUUUGCAUUGUUGGUCAAUUGAAAGAAGCAUUUGGUUUGGUCCAUCAAAUGGUAUUGAAAAACAUCAACCCAGAUGUGUAUACUUUUAAUAUAUUGGUUGAUGCUCUUUGUAAGGAAGGAGAUGUGAAAGGAGCUAAGAGUUUCUUAGUCGUAAUGAUGAAAGAAGGUGUAAUACCGGAUGUUGUUACCUACAAUUCAAUAAUGGAUGGACAUUGCCUAGUUAAUGAAGUUAACAAGGCCAAACAUUUGCUAAGCAUUAUUUCUCGAAUAGGAGUGGCUCCUAGUGCUUAUAGCUAUAGCAUCAUGAUUAAUGGAUUCUGUAAGAUUAAAAUGAUCGACGAAGCCUUGAGUCUCUUUUAUGAAAUGCGUUGUAGAGGAAUUGCUCCUAAUACGGUAACUUACAGUUCUCUCAUUGAUGGUUUGUGCAAAUCUGGGAGAUUCUCUUGUGCUUGGGAGCUUGUGGAUGAGAUGCAUGUUAAUGGUCAACCACCUAACAUAUUUACUUACAGUUCUUUAAUAGAUGCUUUAUGCAAAAACAAUCAUCUUGACAAAGCUAUGACAUUAGUCAAGAAAAUUAAAGACCAAGGCAUUCAACCAGAUAUGUACACAUACAAUAUACUUAUUGAUGGGUUAUGCAAAGGAGGACGACUUAAGAAUGCACAAGAUGUUUUUCAGGAUCUAUUAACUAAGGGUUAUAGUCUAAAUAUCCGAUCAUAUAAUAUUUUGAUCAAUGGACUUUGUAAAGAUGGCUUGUUUGAUAAAGCAGAGGCCUUGUUGUCAAAAAUGAAGGGUAAUGAUGUCAUUCCUGAUGCUGUAACUUAUGAAACUAUUAUCCACUCUCUCUUUUAUAAAGAUGAGAAUGAAAAAGCGGAGAAACUUCUUCGUGAAAUGUUGGGUAGAGGUCUAUUGUAAGAGUUACUCUAGGUAACAUAUUUCUCAUUAUAUAAUUGGUUAUUUUGAAUUUUGAUGACAACUAUGCAAUUGUUAUGAUUUAUUCAGUUUUUAUUUUUUAAGUAAAAUGUGGACUACUCAAAGGUCUUGCUAUCACUUUAAUGUUAAUAAAACUCAUGUUUUGUUGA